Messenger RNA from Sus scrofa (pig), 2340 nucleotides. RefSeq names its product solute carrier family 25 member 32 (gene SLC25A32). The record is from RefSeq and is a predicted model, not a curated record. Gene Ontology annotation, biological process: nucleotide transport; transmembrane transport. NCBI's taxonomy places the organism in Eukaryota, Metazoa, Chordata, Mammalia, Artiodactyla, Suidae.
UGCGGCUGGGUCUCUGGGCUUGGCUUCGGUGCCACGGUGUCUGACUCCACGCGGGGGUCUCGGAAGUGGUCUCGUGCCCCGCGGUUCCUGCUUCAGCGCGGCGACCGUCGCCACGGUGGCGGCCACUGUACCUCGUCCCAGUUCCGCGGCAUCAGCGGGCCCUGAGCAUAUGUCGGGCCAGGGCCAGACGGCGUCCGCGUCGUCGGCGUGGAGCUCGAUAUUCCGCCACGUCCGGUACGAGAAUCUGGUAGCGGGCGUGAGUGGUGGGGUCCUUUCCAACCUCGCGCUGCACCCACUCGACCUUGUGAAGAUCCGCUUUGCCGUGAGUGAUGGAUUGGAACUGAGACCGAAGUAUAAAGGAAUUUUGCAUUGCUUGACUACCAUUUGGAAACUUGAUGGACUACGGGGACUUUACCAAGGAGUGACUCCAAAUGUGUGGGGUGCAGGUUUAUCCUGGGGACUCUACUUUUUCUUUUACAAUGCCAUCAAAUCAUACAAGACAGAAGGAAGAGCUGAACGGUUAGAGGCAGCAGAAUACCUCAUCUCAGCUGCUGAAGCUGGAGCCAUGACCCUCUGCAUUACCAACCCAUUAUGGGUAACAAAAACUCGCCUUAUGUUACAGUACGAAGGGGUUGUUACUGCCUCACAGCGUCAGUAUAAAGGAAUGUUUGAUGCACUUGUGAAAAUAUAUAAGUAUGAAGGUGUGCGUGGAUUAUAUAAGGGCUUUAUUCCUGGGCUGUUUGGAACAUCACACGGUGCCCUUCAGUUUAUGACAUAUGAAUUGUUGAAGUUGAAGUACAACCAGCAUAUCAAUAGAUUACCAGAAGCACAAUUGAACACAGUAGAAUAUAUAUCUGUUGCAGCACUAUCUAAAAUAUUCGCUGUGGCAGCAACAUACCCAUACCAAGUUGUAAGAGCUCGUCUGCAGGAUCAACACAUGUUUUACAGUGGUGUAUUGGAUGUAAUCACAAAGACGUGGAGGAAAGAAGGUAUCAGUGGAUUUUACAAAGGAAUUGCCCCUAAUCUGAUUAGAGUGACUCCAGCCUGCUGUAUUACUUUUGUGGUAUAUGAAAAUGUCUCACAUUUCUUACUUGGCCUUAAAGAAAAGAAAAAGUAAGCUUAAAAGAAGAUAAUUCCAGUCAUCUGCCCGAGGUAGCAACAUGCUCCUUUGUAUUUGAGAAGUAAAAACUCCGAAUACUGCACAGCAACAUGAUCACUAGAAGUCACAGUACUGCUCCUUCUUCUGCUUUUGCUUUCCCCGUAUGUAUGGGACUGGGCUACCUCUGCCUAAGAUGGCUUCUAGCAACACAACAGUAGAACUGACACCAAGUAGAGAGUUUCACAAACUUUCUCCAUUCAUUGUCCAGGUAGAAGCUGAUUUGUAGCAUUUGCUAAGUGGAUUAGAAGAAUGUGCUGCUUUUUCUGAACUCCUUUGCCUGGAUUGGCACCUCUGUGCAAUAACAAGAAAAUGGCUUCUUAAAAGGUGUCAUUGUGGUUUCAAGGAUAAAUUAAACUUUAGUGAUUUCAGAAUCAGGAAGAGUUUGGUGGGAAUAAAAUCCACUGUAAAUGUACUUUAGUUUUAAUUCAAUCUGAGUGCACUAACUGGAGAAAUGAGAUAUUAUAUGCUUCUCUUAAUUUGAGAAGUAUCUGACAUUUGUUGUCAUUCCAUCAAUUUUUUUUUUUAGAGGCUUGUUCAUAAUUUAAAAUGUAACCCUGGAUCUCAUUACCUGUUUGGGAUAGGUAUUCAGUGUCUUUUAUAUUUAUAAAAUCAGAACUAGGAUCCAUCUCUGUCACCCCUUAUUUAUUAGCCUAUUUGGUUAAAAUCACUUACUGGAGUUUCUAAUAGAUCACCUUAUAUAAACAGUGGAAUGUUUUGGGAUAUGUUUUUUUGUUAACUUCGAAAAUGAGAAGCUUUAAUGCCUGACUUCAAAUUUCCAGAUAUGUGGGUCCAAGUCCCAAAUAAGUGGUCAAUCUACAUUGCUUUCUCAAAGUCAGGUUUAAGUACAAAUUACCUGAAGUCCAUUAUUGAUUUUACUUUUAUGAAUUACUAUAAAUUUCUAUAAAGGCCUGCCCCAAAAGGAUGCCAAAAUACUACUAUUUUUAUAUACCAUGAACAUCUAUAAAUGCUUUUUUGCACUACCGUCUACUAUUGUAAAUAAAAUAUUGUGUUUUUCAAAGCCAUAGUUAAAUGGUUCUUUGAAAAAAGGUCUAUUUUUUAUAUUUUAAAAAUGGCUUUGUUUUAAAAAUAAAGAGGAAAUGCUAAGGACCUGACUGUAAUUGCUCUAUCUCUUGUAAUAUGCAGAGGAUUAUAAAUUAAAUGCGAUGUUAUUUUUUUUCCCA